This is a messenger RNA of Cryptomeria japonica (Japanese cedar), 4164 nucleotides long. RefSeq names its product receptor-like protein EIX1. The transcript is spliced from 6 exons. The coding region runs from base 1 to 4164 and encodes 1387 amino acids. The record is from RefSeq and is a predicted model, not a curated record. NCBI's taxonomy places the organism in Eukaryota, Viridiplantae, Streptophyta, Pinopsida, Cupressales, Cupressaceae. Gene Ontology annotation, molecular function: protein binding.
AUGGAAGCUAUGUUUGCAAUUAUAACAAUAUUAUGCUGCUUCACUUCCCCUGCAAUUGCAUGCCCCUUCCCUGAAAGAAAUCUUCUUCUGGAUUUCAAGGCAGCCGUUGUAGAUGAGUAUAACACACUAAGUUCCUGGCACGGAUUCAAUUGCUGCACGUGGAGAGGAGUCAGUUGUAAUCUCCGCAUAGGCCAUGUUUCUCGACUGGAUCUGAGUGGAUUCAAUUUGGAAGGUAACAUCAGUUCAUCGCUGUUCCAACUUGCACGGUUGGAGCACCUCGAUCUCAGUGACAACCUCUUCAAGGGUAAAUUCAGUCCUCCCCAUAAUAGAAAGUUGAAGAGUCUCACUUUUCUUGACUUGUCAUUUGCUGGUUAUGUAAAUGAAUCCUUUCUGGGUGAUGUAAGUGAAUUUUACGUGAGUUUGGAAAGCUUAUCAAAUCUGGUGAGCUUGGAAUACCUCUCUCUUGCUGAAGUGAACAUCUCUGUAAACAAAGAGUGGGGUGAAGUUGUUGGCAGUCUAUCCAACCUUCAACAACUCAGCAUGUCUGACUGUGGGCUUGGAGGACAAAUUCCCAAUUCCCUUCUCAACCUCACCUCUCUCCUCCAUCUCGAUCUAUCAUACAACUAUUUGUCAGCAUAUAUACCAGCUUGGAUUGAAAAUGUGACUGGGCGCUUGCUCUCUCUUGAUCUCUCUGGGAAUUACAAUCUUGGAGGAGACAUUUCUUUCAUUGGACAACGAAAGUCUUCUUUGUCACUAACCAGCAUUGAUCUUUCACGGACAGCCAUCAAGGGCCGAAUUCCAUCUGCUAUAUGGAAUAUCUCAUGCUUGGAGCGUCUUCGUCUGUCAGGUGAGAUUCCAUUUGCUAUAUGGAAUAUGUCGUCCUUGAAGGAUCUUCUUCUAUCAGAUACCAGAAUUGAAGGUGAGAUUCCAUCUGCUAUAGGGAAUGCGUUGUCCUUGGAAAGUCUUUAUCUGUCGUAUACCGGAAUUGAAGGUGGGAUUCCAUCUGCUAUAGGGAAUGUGUCGUCCUUGAAGAGUCUUUAUCUGUCUGAUAUCUCUAUUGAAGGUGAGUUUCCUGUCUCCAUACUCAAUCUCUCUAAACUUGUUGAAUUGGACCUGUCCUACAACAUGUUAACUGGGGUAAUCCCACCUUCAGUGGACUCACUUUCUUCCCUUGUUAGUCUUGACCUUAGUGCCAACGAAUUGAAUGGUACGAUUCCAUCUACAAAUUCAAAUCUUGUUAACUUAAGAAGCCUUUUGCUCCACUCCAAUAGUUUAAGCGGCCUCAUUUCCCUUUCCGUAUUCGAUAAUCUCACUAGUCUUGAUAGCCUGUAUCUUUCUUACAAUCAGUUAACUGUAAACAUUGAUUCAACAUGGAUUCCGCAGUUUAAGCUUUCCGCUUUGGCAUUAGGCUCUUGCAAUUUAGAUAGAAUUCCAUCGUUUCUUGUGACCCAAUACGACUUGGAAUAUCUAGACCUAUCUGCUAACAGUAUCCAAACAAAUAUUCCAUCUUGGAUAUGGAACUUACCCAGCCUUUAUAGUUUGAACCUUAGCUGUAAUCAAUUAACUGGGUCAUUGCCAUCUAGACAAACCUUACCCAUGUAUAUUGACUCUCUAGAUUUGCACAAUAAUAGCCUAGAAGGUUCUCUUCAUCUUCCUCUCGCUGGAGCUUAUCUGCUGGAUCUGUCGACGAAUCAGUUUAAUGGUUCUAUUCCUAGUCACAUCGGUGCGUAUCUUGAAAAUGAAAGGUUCUUAUCCUUGUCGCGGAAUAACCUCAGCGGAGCGAUUCCAGAUUCUAUUUGCACUCCAUAUUUGCAGGUUCUUGACCUUUCAAAAAAUACGCUGAGCAGUGUCAUUCCUCCUCAUUUAACCAGGAAUUGUUCUUCUCUUAGUGUUCUAGAUUUGGCAGAGAAUCAUCUGGAAGGUAAAUUGCCAGCAGAGUGGGGCAACAUUACAAACAUGCAUACAUUGAAGCUCAAUGGUAAUCAUUUGAGAGGAGUUAUUCCCUCAUCCAUUUCAGAAGGCCGAUCUCUGCAAGUAUUGGAUUUGGGAAAUAAUGAUUUGGAAGGCACCCUUCCCCACUGGAUUGGAAAGCUAUCACAGCUGCAUGUGUUGGUCUUAAGGUCUAAUCAUUUUCAUGGCAGUAUCCCACGCCAGGUAAUUGGCCUUCCGAAUCUUCAAAUUCUGGAUCUUUCUGGCAACCACCUUUCAGGAGCUAUUCCAAGCAACCUUACAAACCUGCUUGCAAUGGUCAAUGCAUCGCAGAAUAAUUCAAACCAUUUGGAAGACGUUAGAUAUACAAAUAAAAUUACAAUUUCCUGGAAAGGCUGGGAUGUUGAAUUUGUGAAUGUUCUCUUUAUUCUUAAAUGUAUUGAUCUUUCAAACAACAGUUUAUCAGGGAGCAUUCCUUUUAAAAUGGGAUCUCUUCAAGGCUUGAUAGCCCUUAACCUUUCAAGGAAUCAUCUCAGUGGCCGAAUCCCAAAAACAUUGGGACACAUGGAUCAGCUAGAGUCUCUGGACCUCUCGCUAAACAGGUUGAAUGGCAACAUUUCCUUAGAACUUGAGUUCCUGAGUUAUUUGGAGUUCUUGAAUCUAUCUUACAACAUGCUUGAUGGAAAAGUACCCCAUGGAGGACAGUUUCUAACUUUUGGGGAGUCAUCCUACUUAGGCAAUUCUAAGCUAAGUGGGAUUCCAUUUACCAAUAUAAGCGUGUGCAACAACUCUUCUGGCUAUGGCAACUGCACAAGUAUUGAGAGAAUUGGUGAAGCAAAGAAUUCAGAUGGUGAAAUGAUAGGAUGGGCAGUCGGACUUGGAUUGAGUUAUGGUUUGGGAUUCUCUGUUGUGAUUGGAGUAUUGACUUUAAAUAAAAGGGUGAGAAAGAGAGCCUUCGAUUUGUAUGAUGUUGUAAUAUUAGCUAUUGAUGGGUGUAUAAGAGGGUCAUUGCCAUCUAGAGUAACCUUACCCAAGUAUUUUGGCUAUCUAGAUUUGCACAAUAAUAGCUUAAAAGGUGCUCGUCCUCUUCCUCUCGCUGGAGCUUAUCUGCUGGAUCUGUCGAUGAAUCAGUUUAAUGGUUCUAUUCCUAGUCGCAUCGGUGCGUAUCUUGAAAAUGCAAGGUUCUUAUCCUUGUCGCGGAAUAAUCUCAGCGGAGCGAUUCCAGAUUCUAUUUGCACUCCAUAUUUGCAGGUUCUUGACCUUUCAAAAAAUACGCUGAGCAGUGUCAUUCCUCCUCAUUUAACCAGGAAUUGUUCUUCUCUUAGUGUUCUAGAUUUGGCAGAGAAUCAUCUGGAAGGACCCAUUCCAAGAAACCUUACAAAUUUGCUCGCAAUGGUCAAUGCAUCGCAAAGUAAUCCAGACUAUCUCGAAGAAUACACUUCAAUUGGUGCUACAUAUACAAAUCAGAUUAAAAUUUCCUGGGAAGGUUGGGAUGUUGAAUUUGUGAAAGUUCUUUUCAUUCUUAAAUGUAUUGAUCUUUCAAACAACAACUUAUCUGGGAGCAUUCCUCCCGAAAUGGGAUCUCUUCAAGGCUUGAUAGCCCUUAACCUUUCAAGGAAUGAUCUCAGUGGCCGAAUCCCAAAAACAUUGGGACGCAUGGAUCAGCUAGAGUCUUUGGACCUCUCGCUAAACAGGCUGAAUGUUCUUAAAUCUAUCUUACCCCACGGGGGGCAGUUUCUAACGUUUGGGGAGUCGUCCUACUUGGGCAAUCCUAAGCUAAGUGGGAUUCCAUUUACCAAUGUAACCGUCUGCAACAACUCUUCUGGCUAUGGCAACUGCACAAGUAUUGAGAGAAGUGGUGAAGCAGAGAACUCAGAUGGUGAAAUGAUAGGAUGGGCAAUCGGACUUGGAUUGAGUUAUUGUUUGGGAUUCUCUAUUGUGAUUGGAAUAUCGAUCUUCAAUAAGAGGGAGGCCGAGCUAGGGUUUCGCGGCCCUAGCUCCCAGGCGAUGCUGAUGUGGGUUCGCACGGGGCGGGGAGUGUUGGGUGUCGGGGGAAGACGGAGGAGGAAGGAGUUGCUAGGGCUCGGUGGUGGCUGUGGGGGUGGUCGCCAGGAGGUGGGAGGGUUGAGUGGGGGUGGGGUUUUGUUGUUGCAGCCGAAGCUUUCCCGGGGGUUUGGGGUUUUAGGUGGGCCGAUCCUUGGUGGUGCGAGUGAGGGGAGGGGCCUUGGGUGCUGA